CGACUAUCGGGUGGAGCGGUGAGCCUCCACCACUGUUGGUCGUUAUCGAUUGACGAUAGGUCACGAAAUUUAGCAAAGUAAACAAAAGCAAAGCCGCUGAAAAAAUCUGAUAAAAAUUCGAGAUAUGAGUAAUAGCGAGGACUCGCAGCAGUAUCUCAACGACAUGCUGGUUAAAGAGGAGGACGAAGCGUCCGGCGACGAUUCGGACAAGCAGGACGGAGGAAUAAUGCUGCGGGAACAGGACCGAUUUCUGCCCAUCUGCAACAUUAUUAAAAUCAUGAAGGUGCCGGUGCCGCAAAAUGGCAAGAUAGCCAAGGAUGCACGAGAGUGCAUCCAGGAGUGCGUCUCUGAAUUUAUAUCCUUCAUUAGCAGUGAGGCCAUCGAACGUAGCGUCGCCGAAAAUCGCAAGACAGUCAAUGGAGACGACCUACUGGUUGCCUUUAGCAAUCUGGGAUUCGACAACUACGUGGAACCACUAUCUAUUUACCUGCAAAAAUACCGAGAGUCGAACAAAUCGGAUCGUAAUCUCUUUCUGGACGCUAGUUAUCCACAAAACGAAGAUGGAUCCUCCGCAAACGAGGCGGGGAAACAGUAGCCCCUUGCUCACAUACUCUCUUAGUUAAGGUUCUUCUGACAGUAAAGUAAUAUUUGUGUUUCCAAGUGUUUUGUUAACUCCUAAGAGUGUACAUUAAUUGUAGGUCUUAAAAACUUCAUUAGCUUCAUUAUUCUUUCCAAUUAACUAAUUAUUCAUAGUACAUACUGUCAGACAGUUUUUUUUAUUUAUAUGAUUUUUUUUUAAUUGUAACUACAGGUUUUAUAUGCAUAAAUCAAUUUUUUGCCCUCAAAUUCAAUAUUUAGGUAUUAGUAGCAAACA
Drosophila erecta is the source of this 874-nucleotide messenger RNA. It is a transcript of the gene Nf-YB, whose product is annotated as transcriptional activator hap3. The transcript is spliced from 3 exons. The record is from RefSeq and is a predicted model, not a curated record. Bases 125 to 595 code for a protein of 156 amino acids. Gene Ontology annotation, molecular function: DNA-binding transcription activator activity, RNA polymerase II-specific; RNA polymerase II cis-regulatory region sequence-specific DNA binding; protein heterodimerization activity. Gene Ontology annotation, cellular component: CCAAT-binding factor complex. Gene Ontology annotation, biological process: regulation of transcription by RNA polymerase II. Lineage: Eukaryota; Metazoa; Arthropoda; Insecta; Diptera; Drosophilidae.